AUGGGAAGGGGGGGACUUGCGAGGCUGUUGGCCACGGAGGUGCUAGGUGGAGACAUUAAUGCCUGCUGUGGCUUGCUGCGUCGAAUAUUCAGCGAGACUGUAGAGGAAGAUGUCAUUCGUGAACUAGAGCGUAGUGGGCAGGGCCUUGUUAGUGAUGUUCUAACCUUGGGGAAAGUCUGUUUAGUUGAUAACGCGUCUCUUGUGCGUCCUGGCUCUGUGGCAGUUCUUUGUCAUGCUUCGCAGCGUCUAGGUGACUGGCGAAGCGCUUUGCAGUUUGCUGAAUUGCUGCCGGGUCCACCAUCAUCAUCGUUCCUUUCUUCCCUCUUGUCCCCGGAAAACUGUGCCACGAUUCUCCGUUGUUGCGAGGAAAAGAGCUGGACGUUAGAUGUGUCCCAUGCGACUCAGAUACUUGCUGAGAGACAUGGAAGCUGGAUCUCUGCCCUGAUGGUGGCAGAGGCGAUAGAGCGGCAAUCUCACAUGGGGGAGUGGUAUUCGCUCGGUGUUUUGAUCCCACACCUUUCUGAAAGUGGAGCGUGGGAAAAGGCUGUGGAGUUGUUUGUUACUGGAAUAGCACAGGGGUCGUUGGUGGACCCAGCAUUUGUGGGAAGUCUUGUGUAUCGAACAGCACAGCUUAAACAGUGGCGGAUGUGCCUCUUUAUGUUGUCGGCGAUUGAAAAAACAAAAGAAGCUUCGCAAAUUUUUCCAUCUGACGUGAAUUUUUUUAAGGUUAUCAUGUCCAUUUCGCCGGAAUGGACGUCGUCGCUUUCAGUUUUUAAUGCGGCAGUUGCGGCAGGUGUAAAGCCAGACAAGUCUAUGGUGGGGACUUUGUUGGCUCAAUGUGAGCAGGCAAAUGCAUGGUCAGUGGCAACGCAGGUGUAUGACAUUGCUCAGACAGAGGGAUUUGUCUCUAGCAUUGUCGGAGAGUCGUAUCAUGCGCUUGUGCGUUCCUUUCACGCAGUUAAGCAAUGGGAAAAGGCGUUGGCAGCACUGUCUUGGAUGGCGAAAGCCGAUGAGGCGUCUGCUUCAACAGGAAGGGGGGAGUUGCUGGAAUUGUGUGAGCAGUCAGGUCAGUGGGAAGCAGCGAUACGUAUUGGAGGGAUGCUUCUUGAGACGCAUUCAUACCUUCCCGUUCGCACGCAUCUUUCUCUCUUGCUUGCCUCUGCCAAGGGGGCGAUGUGGGACGUCGCGGUGCGAAUACUGCAGGCUUCCCUUGCUGAUGCAAAUUAUUCCCCACAUCCACUCUCCAUUUGUGCCGUUUUACAGGCUUGCGUCGCUUCCAACCGCUGGAAGGAGGCAGUGAUGCUUCUGGAGCGAGUACGUGAAGAGGAGCCGCGCGUCGUUCUACCCCUGCUGGCACAUCGGUUAACAAUAAAGGCCUGCGUGGGUUCCGGGCGUUGGUCGGAGGCCAUUGCACUCCUGGCAGAUAUGCAUGCAUCUGGUCUGUCCAGGGACAACCACAGUCAACGUCUAGGUGUGUGGGCCGCAGCACUUUCGGGGAAUUGGAAACUCUCUCUAGAGCACUUGCGACAUCUUCCACGGAUUUGCCGCACACCGCAUGACCGACUUGUCGUUCGCAGUGCAACCCGGGAUGCUAGUGCAGCGGCGAAGGCCAUCGUACUUAAGUAUCUUCAACAGCAAAUAGCGUAG
Molecule: messenger RNA, 1647 nt
Organism: Trypanosoma rangeli
Lineage: Eukaryota; Euglenozoa; Kinetoplastea; Trypanosomatida; Trypanosomatidae
Product: putative mitochondrial protein
Exons: 1
Coding region: 1-1647 (548 amino acids)
Molecular function (GO): protein binding
Source: RefSeq, a predicted model, not a curated record